AGCCGCGGCCGGGGCCCCGACCAUCCCGCACGGCCGCGUGCGGCGCGAAGGCAACCCGCAGAGGGACGAGGAAGAGAGGCAGGCGCGGGACGCCCCGGGCGGGCGUCAACGACAGCGCAGCGAGGAGCGGGAAAGGCCUCGACCCCCGAAAGGCCCCCAAAGGCCUUAGAGGUUAACCCCGCGCCCUCCUUCACCGCCAGGCGCCCACGCGAGCGCCGCCACGCCGCCACAUCCUCCUCCCUCGCGCGCCACCCGCGCGCCUCUCUCCUGCUCGCUCUCGCUCUGCUCCACGCACGCCGGCGGGUGAGCGGUGGAGGCGGCCACCGCCAGACCACCCCGCGGGCGAGGGGCCCCGGCCUCCCCUCACCCACAAAGACCAACACCACACACACACCGCCGCCGCCGCCGCGGCUCUCGACCGCGGCAACCGACCGGCCCUCGGUGACCAUAGGGGACGGCCGAGGGCAGGAGCGGCCAGGCGAGAAGAGAACCUGGGGCGAGGUGGCGGAAAAGGGCGGCCGGCCAGCAAGGGGAGAAAGAGGCGAGGCUCACACGUCCCGGGGGCGCGCGGGGCCGACAGACACAAUAGAAACAAUAUACUCUGAGCUGUCACAUCAUUGCUAAUAACAGCAGGUAUUUAGCAUAAGCAGAAUAUUUAAAUCUUAGAAGGUGUUAUCAUUUUACCCAUAUGUAAAAUGCAGAUGGUAAUUCUUUCCAAAAAAUGUCACAAUCAUGUGUUCUCAAAAGCAAUCUGACAAAGAACCCACUCUCAGUCACACCUGUGUCUGAAUGGUCACAGCAGUUGCCUGGUGCCUCUCUGUAUUUCUGUAGUCCCUCAGUUCUGCCCAGUCAGAGAUCCCCUCUAGUUUCUUUGCUGUAUCCCUGGCUCCUCACCAAGAACUUGACAGAGAGUGGAUUUUUGGGGACUAAAUAUUUGUCCAUUGACCAAGUGGUCUACUUUAUCAAUAUGAGGAGGAUUAUUAUGCAUCAUUAAACGUUGUACUUCUAUUUUAGGCCAGGGAAGAACUUGAAGAUCGGGAGGGCUGGGAAUAUGUUUCACUAAUCGGCUGGAAAUUCCACUGGAAACAGCGCAGUUCUGACACCUUUCGAUGCAGGCGCUGGAGGAGAAAAAUGGCUCCUUCUGAGACACACGGCGCGGCUGCCAUCUUUAAACUUGAAGGUGCCCUUGGGGCAUAUAACACAGAGGACAGAGACGAAAAGAGCCUGGAGAAACAGAAGCACAGCGUCACCACUGUAUUUGGAGCAAACACGCCCAUUGUUUCCUGUAAUUUUGACAGAGUCUACAUCUACCACCUGCGCUGUUACAUUUAUCAAGCCAGGAACCUCAUGGCUUUGGACAAAGACAGCUUUUCAGAUCCAUACGCUCAUGUCUCCUUCCUCCAUCGAAGCAAAACCACUGAGAUCAUCCACUCCACCCUACAUCCCACCUGGGACCAGACCAUUAUAUUUGAUGAGGUUGAAAUCUUUGGGGAGCCCCAAACAGUUCUUCAGAACCCACCCAAAGUUAUCAUAGAACUUUUUGAUAACGACCAAGUGGGCAAAGAUGAAUUUUUAGGUCGAAGCAUUUGCUCUCCACUGGUGAAACUGACAUCACACCGAAGCUUCUCUGGCAUCCCAUUAUGAAUGGAGACAAGGCCUGUGGAAACAUCCUGGUCACGGCAGAGCUGAUUCUGAGGAACAAGUUCACAGGAUGGCUCCAACCUUCCCAUCCUCCCCUCUCAGAGAGCACCAAACUUGUACAUGGUCCCUCAGGGGAUCAGACCUGUGGUUCAGCUCACUGCCAUUGAGAUCCUAGCUUGGGGCUUAAGAAAUAUGAAAAACUACCAGAUGGCUUCCAUCACAUCACCCAGUCUCGUGGUGGAGUAUGGAGGAGAGAGAGUAGAAUCGGUGGUGAUGAAAAGCCUGAAGAAGACACCCAACUUCCCAAGCUCUGUUCUCUUCAUGAAAGUGGUACAGUAUCUAGACUGUACACGAGCCCACGUGGAAAACCCACGUGUAAGGGUGGAAAAACCCAGCCUUACAGUAAACGUGACAGAGACUUCUCCCUCCUUAGAAAAAGCUACAAACAGCCCCACGGACAGGGAAGUAUCUAUGAGCAGUGCUUGCUGUCUUUCCUUUUCCAUGGGAGAUGAUGAGCAAUUGGCCAUGAAGGGAUCCUCCUGGGCUAACCCUGAAACUUAAAGUCAGCAACUUGUCUUGGAUGCUCUUUAAAUAUGGCCCAUUCUGUUCCCUAAAUCAGUUCUUUAUAACUGAAAGUAAGCUUGAAGAAACAGACUAAAUAUCUGAAUUCAAAAUUA
Messenger RNA from Apodemus sylvaticus (European woodmouse), 2318 nucleotides. RefSeq names its product myoferlin-like. The transcript has 7 exons. Gene Ontology annotation, cellular component: plasma membrane. The record is from RefSeq and is a predicted model, not a curated record. Bases 1132 to 1644 code for a protein of 170 amino acids. Gene Ontology annotation, molecular function: phospholipid binding. Gene Ontology annotation, biological process: membrane fusion; plasma membrane repair; T-tubule organization. Lineage: Eukaryota; Metazoa; Chordata; Mammalia; Rodentia; Muridae.